Messenger RNA from Plasmodium berghei ANKA, 1662 nucleotides. Its product is annotated as histidine--tRNA ligase, putative. Gene Ontology annotation, biological process: histidyl-tRNA aminoacylation. Gene Ontology annotation, molecular function: histidine-tRNA ligase activity. The record is from RefSeq and is a predicted model, not a curated record. Bases 1 to 1662 code for a protein of 553 amino acids. The transcript has a single exon. Lineage: Eukaryota; Apicomplexa; Aconoidasida; Haemosporida; Plasmodiidae. Gene Ontology annotation, cellular component: cytoplasm.
AUGUGGUCAUUCGCAAAAUCCAGUUUAAAAUAUUUCCUUUUGUUUGAUAUUUUUAUAAGAACUCAUUUUUUAUGCAGAGAUAUUUCCAGCCAAAAUAAGCCAAAAGCUUUCUUCAUAAAUAAUAUAGCCAAUAAUAGAAAAUAUAAAUUACGAGAAAAUAAAAAAAUUAUUUCAGUUAAUAGCAUAAAAGGGAUAAGAACAUUUGAUCAAACACAAUAUAAAAAAAGAGAAUAUUUAUUUAAUAUAUGGAAAGACAUAGCAAGAAGUUUUUCAUACACUUUUUAUGAUUUGCCAAUAUUAGAAAGUUAUGAACUUUUUCAAAAAAAUAAUAUAAAUGAAUAUUAUGAUUUUAUUAAAAAUAAAAGGCAUUUAAUAUUACGCCCAGAAAUAACGCCACAAUUAAUUAACUAUUUAUUUUUCAAAAAUGGAGGAUUGAAAAAAAAGAAAGAACAAAAUAUACCCACAUGUAGGGACAAUUGUAAUUGUAUUAGUUCCCAUAUUUCUGGAAAAAAUAAUUCAAAAAAUUUAUAUAGUUAUCAAAAAAAAUGUAGACAUAAAAAUGAUAACCAAAAACAGUAUAUGUUACAAAAUUUUAAAAAGACUUUUAAAAUGUGUACAAUUGGUCAAUGCUUCAGAUAUGAGCAAAUUUCGAAUUAUCGUAAAAGGGAGCAUUAUCAAUGGAAUAUGGAUAUAAUUGGAAUAAAUAAUAUAAAUGCCGAAAUUGAAUUAUUUACUAUUUUAUUAACAUUUUUUAAAAAAGUAAAAUUAUAUGAAAAAGAUAUUAUAAUUAAAAUUAAUAAUAAACAAAUUAUAAAAUCUAUUAUAUUGAAAGUUUUUAAAAAUUCAUUAUUAUAUUAUUGCUCUCAAAAACAAAUAGACGAAAUUGUGGUAAAAAAAACCCUACAUAUACUUGAUAAAUAUAAUAAGAUUUCAAAAUAUAAUUUUAAAUUGCUAUUACAAAAAAAUAUUCCAUUUAUAAAAUAUAAUGAUAUAAGCAAUUUUAACAAUAUUAUUUAUAAUAUUAAUACAUAUGAUGACAUAGAAAUAUUUUUUAAUUUUAAUACAAAUAAUUCCAAUAAUAAUUCUUUAAAAAAUAUAUUAAACUAUUUCAAAAAAUUAAAUUUGCACACAUAUUUCAAAAUAGAUUUAGCAACAGUAAGAGGAUUAGAUUAUUAUCAAAAUACGAUUUUUGAAAUUUUUUAUAAAAAUAAAAUUAAUAGAGCAAUAUGUGGUGGUGGACGUUAUGAUUUUAUAUUAAACAAAACAAACAUCCCGGCAAUAGGAUUUGGUAUGGGAGAUGUAGUUAUAUCUGAAAUAUUAUUUAAUAAAGAAAAUGCUUGUAAUAUAAUUGAUGAAAAUAUUAAUAUAGUAUCAUUUUUUCCAAAUAUAAAUAAUGAUAAUAUAAAAUUAAAAAAUAAUAAAUAUAAAGAAUAUUACGAUAUAUUGCACACUCUUAGAAUGAAUAAUAUUAAGAUUUAUACAUUAUUACAAAAUGAUUUAACUCUUUCAAAGGCUUUAAAAAAAGCUAAUUCUUUCAAAUCAGAUUACUUUUUAUUUUGUCAAGAAAAUGAAGAAAAUAAUUUUAUUUUAAAAAAUUUAAAAACAGGAUAUCAGCAGAUUGUCAAUUUAGAGAAUAUACUUUAUGUUUAUUCCUCCAUUUAA